Messenger RNA from Marmota monax (woodchuck), 6646 nucleotides. It is a transcript of the gene Wipf2, whose product is annotated as WAS/WASL interacting protein family member 2. Gene Ontology annotation, molecular function: actin binding. The transcript is spliced from 8 exons. The coding region runs from base 324 to 1643 and encodes 439 amino acids. The record is from RefSeq and is a predicted model, not a curated record. NCBI's taxonomy places the organism in Eukaryota, Metazoa, Chordata, Mammalia, Rodentia, Sciuridae.
AUUGCUUUUGCCUAGCUUUGCAAGUCUAGGGCAUUGAGGAAGAAAGGUAGUAUUUCCAAUCUCUGCCCCAAAUCCCAAGCCUUUGAGCCAAAGGAACCUUAUAAGCUAAGCUUAUGAACAUUUCUUUCUUUCGUUUUUUUUUUUUUUGCAGUUCUGAGGAAUGAACCCAAGACUUUGUGAAUGUGAGGCAAGUGCUCUACCAUUGAGCUACAACUCCAGCCACCAAUGAGCCUUUCUUUAUAUAAUUUAAGAAGGUAUAUGAGUGACCUAAAGCUGCAAGUAAACACGGAGAGAGAGCAGUGCCAACAGGGAGCAGGGCAAGGAUGCCAAUUCCUCCUCCCCCUCCUCCCCCUCCUGGCCCUCCUCCCCCUCCCACUUUUAAUCAGGCAAACAUAGACCCUCCCAAGCUGAGUAGAGAUGAGCAGCGGGGAAGAGGUGCCCUCUUACAGGACAUUUGCAAAGGGACCAAACUGAAGAAGGUGACCAACAUUAAUGAUCGGAGUGCUCCUGUCCUCGAGAAGCCCAGAGGAAGCAGUGGUGGUUACGGCUCUGGAGCUGCUGCCCUGCAACCCAAGGGAGGUCUCUUCCAAGGAGGAGUGCCGAAGCUCCGCCCUGUGGGAGCCAAGGACGGUUCAGAGAACAUAGCUGGUAAGCCAGCGCUACAAGUCCCCAGUUCUAGAGCUGCUGCCCCAAGGCCUCCAGUAUCUACAGCCAGUGGACGUCCGCAAGAUGAUACAGACAGUGGCCGAGCCUCCCUCCCAGAACUGCCCCGGAUGCAGAGACCCUCUUUACCGGACCUUUCUCGGCCCAACACCACCAGCAGUACGGGCAUGAAGCACAGCUCCUCCGCGCCUCCCCCACCGCCUCCAGGGCGUCGUGCCAACGCACCCCCUACACCUCUGCCUAUGCACAGCAACAAAGCCCCAGCCUACAACCGAGAGAAACCCUUGCCACCGACACCUGGACAAAGGCUCCACCCUGGCCGAGAGGGCCCUCCUGCUCCCCCUCCAGUCAAACCACCUCCUUCCCCUGUGAAUAUCAGAACAGGACCAAGUGGCCAAUCUCUGGCUCCUCCUCCACCGCCUUACCGCCAACCUCCCGGGGUCCCCAAUGGACCUUCCAGUCCCACUAAUGAAUCAGCCCCUGAGCUGCCUCAGAGACACAAUUCUUUACAUAGGAAGACACCCGGGCCUAUCAGAGGCCUAGCACCUCCUCCACCCACCUCAGCAUCUCCCUCUUUAUUGAGUAAUAGGCCUCCUCCUCCAGCUCGAGACCCUCCUAGUAGAGGAGCAGCUCCUCCACCUCCGCCCCCCAUGAUCAGAAAUGGUGCCAGGGAUGCUCCUCCACCCCCACCCCCAUACCGAAUGCAUGGGUCAGAACCCCUGAACAGAGGAAAGCCCCCACCUCCACCCUCAAGGACGCCAGCUGGGCCACCCCCUCCUCCACCACCCCUGAGAAAUGGCCACAGAGAUUCUAUCACAACUGUUCGAUCUUUCUUGGAUGAUUUUGAAUCAAAGUAUUCUUUUCACCCAGUAGAAGAUUUUCCUGCUCCAGAAGAAUAUAAACAUUUUCAGAGAAUAUAUCCCAGCAAAACAAACCGAGCUGCCCGUGGAGCCCCACCUCUGCCACCCAUUCUCAGGUGAAGUCUGGCUUGGUCCUGUUCCUCAGGAAAAAGGAUGGACCUCCUUUUUUUGUCAGAAUGUCCUCUCCAUUCCCCUGAAACCUGCAUGAGAGCUCCUAACAUGUUUCUCCUGUGCAAACAAUCCUAGACUCCAAGCAUCCUUCCAGCUCACCUCCAUCUAUGCAUCUCAUCUCUGGACUUGGUGAUUGGACUCUUUGCGUCGGCAGUAGGGUCUCAAACUCUGUAUCCAUCCCUACUCUAACACACCCUGCUGGCCAGAAGAGGAGAAAGCCUCCAUGUCUCCUGCUCUCCUCUGGGGAAAGGUGCCUUGUUGUGGUGAAUGAACUCAUUGUUGGGCAGGGUGGAGAUUGGUACCCUUAUCUGCCCUUAUCCACUGUGGGGGGAGCUUGGCAGGUAGAUUAUAUUCCAUCAUUUAGGAGGCUGGCACGGCCAGAACUUUGGUGGGAGGGGAGGGGGCAUUUUUAGUGAAGCAGUAAAGGAGUUUGCAGAGAAUUGAUCUGUUUUAAAGGUCAGCUUUGGAGAAAGGACAAGGAAAUGGGUCUUCUUUAUUUUUUAGGGGUAUUUCAGUUUUGUUCUCACUGCCCACCACCCAAUCCCAGGGGUAAGUUGGAUAUAAACACUAAAUACUAAUUAGUUGAACUAAAACUUUAAUCAAAUGAGAGGGCGAGGGGCUGGGGAUGUGGCUCAAGCGGUAGCACGCUUGCCUGGCAUGCGUGCAGCCCGGGUUCGAUCCUCAGCACCAUAUGCAAACAAAGAUGUUGUGUCCACCGAAAACUAAAAAAAGAAUAAAUAUUAAAAAAAAAAAAAAAAAAAAAUGAGAGGGCGAAGUAAACCGAGGAUCAUUUUAGAGCUAUUCAGUUCUUCUGUAACUAAGGGACUAGGAGCCAUUUGAGUCCUCUAGGACUUCCUGCCCCCUUUCCUCAGGGUGCUAGGCUGAAGGGUUCUGCCCCAUCUCCUCAAAAGAAAAAUUCCUUUUUGUCAGGGGCAUCAUUCAUUCCUGAUUCACAAAUCCCAAAAACUGCUGGUAGGAAAUAGGAAGACAGGGUCUAGGCCUUAACUUCAAGUCUGCCUCAGUCUUGUCUUACUAACCCUAGCCCUUUGAGUCCUUCAUGCUCCAGAAUGACUUAAGAAGGGAAGGGCAAAACACUCUGCAAAAGACUUUAUGGCCUGCUCACGCUGAAGUUCACAGCCCAUCUGACUGAGAAAGCUCUUUCCAUUCCUUUCUUUACCAGCUCACCUUCCCAAGAUUUCAGGGGCUAAUGCAGCAGAGUUAAAGGGGUGAGGAAGUGAGUAGAAGUUUGUGGAGAUACUCAAAAUUCCUUUAUUCCAAGAAGCACAAAAGACUUUGGUGUGAAGUGUGCUUCAGUCUGAUAGGUCUUCCUUGGUAGCCAGCAAUAUGUUGUUUCUUUGUCUUCCAGGUCUUAAUUAAAAGAGCAUAGAGAAAAUGGAGGGACCAACUGAGGUUGGAUGAUGGGACAGUGACUUUCCCUUCUCCAACAACAGGUUGGGGCUCCUGGGCUUCACACACCAGAUGGAUUGGUUUGCUACAGUUGUUGCCAUAUAUAGAGGCUACUCAAAACUUGGCAUGAGAGCGGGGAGACCAGGCUGUUUUUGAAAUGAAGGGGGAAAACUAUUUAAAAACCUCUUCUGAAACAUCACAGGCUUGAAAUGCUGCAGGGACCUUUCUAAUCCAUUAGAUCAUAAACUAAGGAUCUGAGCAUGAUGUCAGGUGAAACCCAAAUCUUCUCAAUGGUAGGUGAAGGAGGGCUUAACUUGGGUUAUCUGUUUGGAGUCUCUCUGUCCUUUGCCAUCCCUUAGACCACAUUAACUCUGGAUAUAGACUCUCAUGAUUAGGUCUGUCACCAGACUUUUUCAAUUAUUAUUUAUCAUGCUUCUUUUUAAAUCUGUUAGCAGUUACCUCCCAGACAUUUCCCCAGCAUCCUGAAGUGACUAGAGCUGAGAGAGAGGAGAGUACAAGAGUUGUUACUGCAGCAGAGUUCCAGGGUGACAAGUUACUGAACUUUGACUGUGAAGUCUUCCCAUUUAUUUUUGAAAUGGGAGUUGAUGCCUUUUGUACAGUGUUUAUCAAAGUGUGUUUUUCUUUUUCCUUUAUUCAAACAUACAUAGAGCAUCAAAAUAAGAAUCACAAAUAAAACCAAACCACAGCUUUUCAUUGGGGCUGAUAUCUUCCUCCCCAUGACCUGCUACCACUCAUAUUCCUCAGCAUUUGGACUGUGUCACAUGGAUAUUGAUUGUACUUUAACUGUCUUGGCCUCAUGAAAAACAAAAAGGCCUGGGUCUGGAUCUAAUCAAAUGGCUUUUCUCCUUUGGGACAUGUUAAUGACACAGCACCUAUUUAAAUAUCUUUGCCUUAUACAUUAUUUCUUCCCACUGUUAAUAACAGAUUUAUUAUCAUGUAUAUUUGCUAUUGAAGAUGGGAAUGUGAUCCUCAUAAUUAUUGGUCUAUUUUGUAUGUUGUACAGAGCUUGUAAUAUAGGUUUAAGGUGGGCUAGCUGCAAGAGCACUAAAACUUCUCACCUUUAAAACUGUUCUUUUUAUCUGCUCAUGGGGAUGUCAAAGAUCAGGUGGUCUCAUGUUGAGGCUAUAGCCCAGUCCCCAUUAACUCCCUUCUCCAUUCCUGGAGGGAAGAGACAUUGCCCAACUAAGCAUCUGAGAAGCUGUGUUAACAGUGAUUGUGUGGGCUUGGUUUUAUGAUGUUUUUCCUUAGUGGGAAAAACGUAAUAGUUGUUUCUUACUGUCCUUUCUAGGAAGCAGGGCAGUGACCUCCAGGUUUUUAAAUGAGCUAGAUGCCUGUCUUCCCCCUCUCUGGUCACCAAACCUGGACCAAGGCAUGUUGAUAUUCCAGGUAUGGUUUUCUUCAUCAAUGGGAUUUGAUCCAGCUGCAUAGCCCCACCAUUUUCACAGCCUACGCCAGCAGAGUAAGAGCCUAGGACUAUACCAGCUGAUAGACAUGAGGCUGCUGUCUCCAGGAAUUUGUCCCAGCCCUCUUAACUGGCAAAGGCAAGGAGACUGGCCAUUGCACUGGGGGACUCCCCUCACCCCUUUGGCUUCUCAGCUUGAAACCCAGAUUUACCUCCAGGAAGAGGUGAGAAAAAAAUGUAAAUAGACUUGCUACAGAGCAACUCAGGGUUGGGGUGUGUUUUAAUUCUCCUGAUCACUUGAAAUAAUCUGUAGGCUGAGUGCUUAUGGGAGUGAGGGAGAAGUGUUACUCCAGGGUCCUUCCUUUCUGUGAAGCUCUGGGGGUGGAGUAUAGGGGAUCAGAGGCUCUUUGAUGGCACUACACUGAGCUGUCCUGGAAACCCAACCUACAAUCAACUGCAAAAUCAUAUUCUUCACAUUCCAGUUGUAGUCUUUCUCUCCCUGUUGAAUAUUAGUCCCUAGUUAUGUAGUCAUGGUGGCUUUCUGUUAAGCCACCCUAAUUUAGGGAAUGGGAGGGAAAGGGGGGGGUGAGCAUUAUAGCUCUGCCUUCAAGACUUAUAUCUUAAAAACAAAAUUAAACAAAACUAUAACCACCUUCAAAAUCACAUGCAAAAAAAUGAAAAAGGGAUAAUUGACUGAAGGAAGGGUUUGGUUCCAUUCAACUCCACGUUCAUUGUGCCUUUACUUGUGUUAGAUUUCUGUGCUUUCUUCCUUUCCCUCUGAAGUAAUUAAAAUCUUCCUUGAUAACUGCUGUUUCCUACUUUCUACUCUUGUUUGUGACAACUUGGUGGGUUCCUUCUCUAAUUAUCUUAAAUCUCAUUCCACUGAUGGCAGAGAGUGCCUAGCCUUCUUUUCUCAUGUCUAACCUUUGUCGUUUUCCACAGUGACCAACAUGGAAGUCACAGUUAACACUGAAUAAAAGACUAGAAUGAUGUGUGUGUGCAUGCGUGUGUGUAUGUGACCAUCCCAUCUACAUGUGGAUCCACUUCUUUAAAAAAUAAUUUAUUGUAUGAUUUAUUUUGGAGAUAUAUUCUGAUUAUAGUGCUCCCUCUCCCAAAUAGCACUGAUUCUUUUUUUUCCCCUUACCCCCUAAAAUGUAUAAUCUGGUCUCAGGUUCAAUUCUUUGGUACAUUUCUUUCUUCUGAAUGCUGUGCAGUUUAAUUAAACCUUGCUUAAAAGCAAAAACUGAAAACUGUGUACUCUUGUCUGGAAUACCAUCACAAGUGGUGACAUAGAGAGGGGGAAAAAAACCUAUUGCCUCAUAUUAUGGGUAAGUGUGAUGGUUUGAUUCCAUGUCACUUGAGAAAGUAGAUGUACUGACUUAAGCAGAAGCAGCAUCUGUGGUUUCCUGAGAGUUUUCUCUCCUCUUCCACAUGUUUUGAAAUUGCAGUUCUAGUUAGUUGUGCUGACUAGGAGAACCUGACAGUCAUUAUAUAUAUAUAUAUAUAUACAUUUGCUACUGAACCACUCUUUGCCCAUGAUUUCAGGGAACCCAGGAGGCCCCCUGACCUUAUGUCCUUUCCUUGUAUCCCUUAUGAUUUUUUCUACUUGUGUUGUAUGUCUGAUUCUCAAAUUGACAGUGGAAGAAAAGAUGGGGGCAGAGCAUUUAGGUUCAUGUGUACAUUCUUAUUUGGGUGUUGGUUGUUUUCCUCACUGCUUUUUAAGCUGAAAUCUUAGCUGGGUGUGGGUUUUUUUUGUUGUUGUUGUUUGUUUGUUUGUUUGUUUUGUUUUGUUUUUUAACUUUGAUUUUAGGUGUAAAAAAAUUCAACCAGACAUUUUUGCUUACUGUGGUCAGCUGAAAUAACCUCUAAGGUUUAAUGAGCUUAACUUGAACUUUCAUUACUAGCAAAGGUCUUGAAAUCAUUUCCUAUACUGAAUCAUAAUGGGUGUGUGUAUGAAUCACUCUCACAUAAUUUAGGUAUAAAAACCUAUGAGGAGGGUGAGGGGAGGGAGGGAAAAAAAAGACUCAUUUCAUUUUCAUCCAUACCUACCAGAUUGGCUGAAUUCCUGAUUAUUUGACCCUUCAUUGUUAUUAAUAUGAUUAAUAAACUACCUAUUUAUUGA